AUGAUUUUUGAGGUUAUCGCCUUCGCCAUUUGGGUUAUUUGUAUUCUUGUGUACCUCGUUAUAAUCGGAAAAAAUAUCUUAGGGUUCAAAAUCUCUAAUGGCGGUGAGACGUUUAUAAACUUUGGUCUUCGUCAGUCGUCGUUUGAUUUGCGCAGGGUUCCAAGUCAUGAAGGAGAUGAUGUGGCGACGUAUUUGAUUCGUCAAGGCUACAAGGUUGGAUCAAGGAUUGGUGAAGGUGCUUAUGCAGUGGUGAGGGAGGCAUAUUCAAACAGACUUGGAAGGAAUGUAGCAAUAAAGAUCAUCGAUAAGCAGAAUCUGUCCGAUCGAAGUGUUAACAAGUUUUUACGACGCGAAGUUGAAGCUCUAAGGAAAGUAGACCACGAGAAUGUCAUCUGUCUUCUUGAAGUCAUGGAAUCUGAACAUCGCUUUUACAUCAUUAUGGAGCUCGCGCAUAACGGUGAUAUGUUAAAGCUGUUGCAGGAACGAGGAAAACUAACAGAAAAUGAAGCGAGGAUUAUGUUUAGAAAAGUUGUGAAGGGAAUACUGCAUUGUCAUGAAAAAGGUAUUGCGCACAGGGAUCUGAAGCUUGAGAACAUCCUGCUAUCAAACAAGAACGAGCCAAUCAUAUCAGACUUUGGCUUUGCUCGCUAUGUUGGCGGGAAAAAUGAAGCUUGUCAAACUCGCUCAAGAAGUUGUACCUUCUGUGGUUCAUAUGCGUAUGCUGCGCCUGAAAUACUCCAAGGUAUCCCAUACGAUGCAACCUGCAGUGAUGUAUGGAGUUUGGGUGUGGUCCUCUUUUCCAUGGUAACGGGACAGUUCCCAUUCGACGACCGCGAUCGGAAACAGCUUCUCCGACUUACCCUGGCUGGUGAUAUCACCUAUCCUACGCGGGCAUCGUGUUUGUCUGAGCAAGUCAAAGAUUUGAUUAAGAAAAUGCUGACAGCGGACAUAUCCACUAGAAUCACUCUUGAGGAAGUCCUGGGACACCCUUGGAUGAAGAGGAGGAGAAGGACAGUAUCCAUGGAGACCAAAAGAGACAGCACGCAUUCGUUUAGCGUUGGAAAUAACAGCGAAGGAGAAAGUGAAGAAUGA
Messenger RNA from Actinia tenebrosa (Australian red waratah sea anemone), 1092 nucleotides. Its product is annotated as testis-specific serine/threonine-protein kinase 3-like. Gene Ontology annotation, molecular function: tau-protein kinase activity; ATP binding. Gene Ontology annotation, biological process: protein phosphorylation; microtubule cytoskeleton organization; intracellular signal transduction. Gene Ontology annotation, cellular component: cytoplasm. The record is from RefSeq and is a predicted model, not a curated record. Lineage: Eukaryota; Metazoa; Cnidaria; Anthozoa; Actiniaria; Actiniidae.